GGGAGUACAAACAUUGAUUGAACCAUGAAGUGAAAGGUGGUGUGUGUGUUACUUGGUGCUAGUACCAUUUCUAUAUCUCUUCUCUCUCAUUCUCUUUCUCCCUUCACUUCAUUCUUUUCCUCUUCAACACAACACCCUCUCUCUCUCUCUCUCUCUCUCUCUCACACACACACACACACACACACUCGCACACACGCACAAUCAUCUUCGACAUUGGAGUCUUGCUGUGAAUUUUCCUCCAUGUUCCUCUCUCUCUGAGGAUCCUCUUCAACCCACGUUUCUGAGCUUGAUUGAGCUUCUGAUUCAAGCUUCUUCGCAAAUUUGAGCUAGUCGGCGUUUUGGAAUUUUGCGUGACACCUCUAUCUUCAGAAACCAUAUUAACAGAGGAUGAGAAUGGUGAAGAGUGAGAUUGAAGAUGAGGUGCUUUCUGACUAUCACACUGGGUCACAGUUGAAUGAUGAGGGUUAUGAAGGACGUGUCUGCGGAGUUGUUCUGAAGAAAGGGCCAUGGACAUCUGCUGAAGAUGAUAUUUUGGUAGAUUAUGUCAAGAAGCAUGGAGAGGGGAACUGGAAUGCUAUUCAGAAGCACACAGGCCUCUUACGCUGUGGAAAAAGUUGUCGACUGCGGUGGGCUAAUCACCUAAGGCCAAAUUUAAAGAAAGGUGCUAUUACUGCAGAAGAGGAGCGGUUGAUUGCCGAGCUUCAUGCCAAAAUAGGAAACAAAUGGGCACGCAUGGCUGCACAUUUGCCUGGUCGUACGGAUAAUGAGAUUAAGAAUUUCUGGAACACCCGGAUCAAAAGGUGUCAACGUACUGGCUUGCCACUUUAUCCUCCUGAAGUGUGUUUACGAGCAUCGCAGGAAAGUCAGCAUGGCCAAAGCACUGAUGGACUUAAUGGUGGCAAUAGAGUGCAUCCUGAUUUUUUUCAGAAAAAGAAUUAUGCGAUACACGAUGCAAUAUUCGACAGUUUGAAGGAUAACCUGGGAAUCUUCCCUUAUACGCCUGAGCUUCCUGAUAUUUCUGUUUAUGGCAGUAUGCUGAAAGAACUUGAUUCCUCUCAGCAUUUUAGUUUUGUGCCAUCAACUUCAUCUUAUCAUAAUCAUCUUCAAGAGUCAACAAUUCCAUCUCUUGAUUCUAAUGUUAUGAACAGAAAUGAUUUUUAUCCAUUUGUUCACAGUCGGGAUAAUACUUAUGAUAAGAUUGCACUAUCAUUUGGUAUGCAAUCAGCCCUUGAUCCUGGUCCCUCCUCACACAGCUCAAUUUGUUACAGCCAUUCACUUUCAAAUGGCAAUUCCUCUGCUUCUAAGCCAUCUUCGGAGGCUUUGAAGUUGGAGCUCCCUUCACUCCAAUAUCCAGAAAUUGAUUUAGGUAGCUGGGGCACAUCUCCCCCACCUCCUUUACUUGAAUCAGUUGAUGAUUUCAUUCAGUCUCCCACUCCAAUUAGUACUCUGGAGUCAUAUUGUCCUUCUCCACAAAACAGUGGCCUGCUGGAUGCUUUACUUUAUGAGGCAAAGACUCUGAGAAGCUCAAAGAACCAUUGUUAUGAAAAGAGUUCAAAUUUAUCUACUGCAACACCUGGUGACAAAGCAGACAGCUCUGCUGUCUACAUGGACGAGACUGAAUGGGAAGACUAUUCUGAUCCUGUAUCUCCAUUUGGUGCAUCUUCAAUAUUGAAUGAGUGCCCUGCUGUUAGUGCCAAUGCAAAUUCAUUGGAUGCGCGGCUACCUGUUCAGACCUUUAAUGGCAACAUUGUGAAAUUAGAGUAUGCUGACCAGGUCUGGACCCCUGACAGUGAAAAUCAAACCAUGUCAAUGUUGUAUACUCGGCCAGAUUUCUUGCUUGCUUCAGAAUGGCAUGAGCAAGGUUCUGGGCAUGUCAAGAGCCAAGCCAUCACAACUAAUGCUACAUCAACUCUUCAUGAAGAUGAUUCAGCGAUUGACUACAAACACAUGACUGCUGGAACUUCUAAAUCAAGUCAGGUAUGGGAGCACUGUUCUUGUGCAUGGAAUAACAUGCCUGCAAUUUGUCAAGUAUCUGAUCGUGGUUAAGGAAACUUCUCCGGGAUGUGUGAUUUCAAACUCUUCUACCAAUUACAUUCUUGGUGAUUUUUUUAGCAUCAUCAGGGUUAAUAUAUCCUGAUUGAAAAAGAUUUGAUAUUGGGUGUGAUUUAUAGUACUAAUACAUGGUCAGAGACUCGUGCUUGGUUGUGCUUUUUCAUUUUUUGUUCUGUUGUUACAUGUAUUGUAUACCACUAUGAAUCUUGUGUACACAAAUGCUUUUGCAGACUGAGUUCUGAUAAAUUUGUAGAACAUUUUCAUUUGAAACUGCAUGUAGCUGGAUGGAUUAAGAAUGUCUUGUAAUGUUUUUUGCUCA
Messenger RNA from Lotus japonicus, 2371 nucleotides. Its product is annotated as transcription factor MYB33-like. Bases 388 to 2046 code for a protein of 552 amino acids. Lineage: Eukaryota; Viridiplantae; Streptophyta; Magnoliopsida; Fabales; Fabaceae. The transcript has 5 exons. The record is from RefSeq and is a predicted model, not a curated record.